CCGAGAGCUCGCGAGAGCCGGACAAGGCCUGAGGGCGGGAGGGCGGCGCCAGGUCAGAGAGAGGCACAGACACACACACACACAGAGACAGAGAGAGAGCCCCGACCAGGGACUAGAGAGGCCGACAUGGCAUCCUUCACAUCCAUUGAAAACCAAGAAUUAAUAUUUCGACUAAAAGGUGGAUUUUAUUUGUCAGGUCUUCUCAGAAAAUUGGAUGAAUCUUCAAUUAAGGCAGCCAUUUCAGAAGCCAUAAAUGAGGCUGUUUUUAAGGUGAAUUCAGAAGCUUUCGUUGUGAAUUCUGAAAAGAGUUCACUAGUUGUAUGGCCUAAGACUCAUAUCAGCACACAUCUAGUAGACCUACCAGAGGAUGCUGCCUGCAAAUCCAUUUUAAAAUUUGUUACAAUUGAGCAGGAUGAGCGUAUUAAAAAGAUCAAUAAAAAGAAAGCAAAAAAGAUCAUACCAGUGAAAGUAAUAAACUUCAACAUUUUGUUUGAGAUGACAAGGCCUGAAACUGUGGAGAGCAUGCAUGUUCUCCAAGACAACAAAUCACGACUCCACUUCAGUAUGAUUCUGCCAGUGGAUGCAUUGAUACAUGUUAAACCAGAUGACACCUGGGGAAAAGUGCAAGAUCUAUUUGUGCAAGCAGUCACCACUCAGCUAGGAGAUAUGGAGAAGGUAGUCCAGCAAUUCACAAAAGGACAGUCUGUUCCAAUACCCCAACCAUUCCACUUUUCACUGCGAGGCGAAACUACAUUUGCUACAGUUGUGUACCCUGCUGGAAUAAGUGAUGGCGAUCUGGAGUCGUAUCGAAAAACAUUGCACCGUGAACUUGAUCUGCCAGAUGAUAGACCCUUCCUUCGACGUGUUAUGGCUUAUCGUUUUCCUCAUGAAACAUCAAAGGACGUGUACCUGCCCAAGAUGCACCAAUUUCUCAUUCAUCCUGCAACAGAGGAUGCCAAGGUUUAUUUAGUACAGGGGUCGUACAACUUUUAUCACUACCUGCAGGAUAACAUAGAGGAUGCAGAUUGGGGCUGUGCCUACCGUUCCUUGCAAACAAUUGUUUCCUGGUACAGAGCACAAGGAUAUACUACUAAACCAGUCCCAACACAUGAAGAGAUCCAGGAGGCUUUGGUGGCCGCUGGAGAUAAAACUUCAGAUAUCAUAGGAUCAAGUGAAUGGAUUGGGUGUUUUGAGAUCCAGCAAGUACUAGAUUCCCUGGGAUUUACAGCUAAAAUUAUAAACGUCCGUACAGGUGCUGAGUUUCCUUCAAUAGGAAGAGAACUUGCAAAUCAUUUCACAGUUGAAGGAAGUCCAAUUACGGUUGCUGGUGAUCGUCUGGCAAACACCAUCUUGGGAGUGAUUUGGAAUGAAAAUACAGGUGAUCUAAAAUUCCUUGUGAUGGACCCACACUACAUGGGAGAUGAUGAGUGGAAUGCUGCCAUUGAAAGGGGUAUUGACUGGAAAGGAAUAGAUUUCUGGAAUCCAAUGGAAUCUUUCAACCUCUGCUUGCCACAAAGACCGUCAGGUGUUUAGAGCUCGUGUUUUACAGAGCUUUAACUGAAAAGGGAAAGAGACCGAAUUCUAAGAUGCACAGGACUCUUGCAACCUCUGUAUGCUUCAAUCCAAAAGGGUUACUGAAGUAUUGAGUAUGAUUUACAUGGUACUAUAAUAAAAACGGAGGAUAAACAUAUAUUCACUACUUGUUGCUUAAAUAGCUUCAUGUGCAAUGUGCAGUAUAAUUGUGAAGCUAUGCAUUUUUCUAUUUAGAGGUUAUGUAUUCAGGCACUUACUGAGGGGACAACUGAUUCAUUUCCAACCUGGCCUAGGAUAAAUGUUCUUUUUUUAAAAAAAAGGCUAGAUGCAUGCAAUGCCAUAUCUGUUAUUCAUGUUACCUGGAUACCAACUCCUCAGUCUUGAUACUUCUGUAUUAAAACAGUAAAAUUGCUAUCAGUAGCCUUGUUUAAAUCAUCUGAAGUUACAAUAAAAAGCAAUGAAUUAUAAUUGA
Molecule: messenger RNA, 2005 nt
Organism: Callorhinchus milii (elephant shark)
Lineage: Eukaryota; Metazoa; Chordata; Chondrichthyes; Chimaeriformes; Callorhinchidae
Gene: ufsp2
Product: ufm1-specific peptidase 2
Exons: 12
Coding region: 127-1533 (468 amino acids)
Source: RefSeq, a predicted model, not a curated record